CGCCUGACCCCGGGCAUCUCGCGACGGAGGACAAAAUCUGCGCGGAACCCCGUUAGUUUACGCUUCUUCUGGGUAAUGGAACUGGAUAAAAUGGACGAGAAUGACUGGAAAUAUCACGGGGAAGGCAACAAGAGUUUGGUUGUGUCUCAUUCGCAGCAUUGCCGAGUUCUGCGUCUGUUGAAGUUUCCUUCUGAAGAUUCCGCGCAUACACGACAGACUGCAGAACAAGCUUUUCGGCACAUCCUCAACAUUGUGGAUUAUAGCAAAUAUGUCAUGAAGCCUUUGCUUGGGGAGAAAUACGUUCACAGUGGAGAGGUCGUCAAGCUACCAUUGGAUUUUGUGAGACAGCUGUCACUGAAAGUCCAGCAAGAACGACCUGAACUGCGCUGUGACAAGGUCAUGGACACAUUCAGUGGGUAUGGCUUAUGUCUUCCCAACCUCACCCAGCUCCACCACCACCUCACUGACCACAGACCGCCUAUUUGCGUCGAGAUUAAGCCAAAAUGUGGAUUUCUACCCUGUUCAAGACACAUUACUAAGGAAUGCAAGAGCAAAGUAUGCAGAUUCUGCUUGUAUCAGCAUUUCAAGUUAGCUAAUGGAAAAUGGAAGCGACUCAGCAGAUAUUGCCCCCUGGAUCUCUUUUCAGGGAGCAAACAGCGAAUGUAUGUUGCAAUGAAGAACUUGUUAGAGGAACCUCAAAACAACUUGAAAAUCUUUAAGGGUGGAGAGUUGAUAUAUAGCUGUAAAGACGACGCCAAGCAGCAGCCCGACUUGAACGAUCUCAUUCAGCACCUUCGGCCUUAUUUCCCUCACAGUAACAGCCACUAUAACAGCCACCAGCCUGGCAAAGCUGUCCUCAACGAGUUCAUCCAGGUCAUCUGCUCCGCCCUGCUGAGCGGCGGGGACUCGAAUAGAUCGGGAGAACCGAGAAAGAUGCACCUGUCCGAGAGCAGACCGCACUGCGAGGCCAGUCCAUUCCCUCGAGAUCUGCUCCGCAACGGUAACCACGGUCUCCCUAAAGACAGUGUUCUUGCAAAAAUCCUCCAUGUUCAGAUGUUGGAUAACCUGGAUAUUGAAGGAGUCUACCCAAUGUACAAACGAGUGGAACAAUAUCUGGAAGAGUUCCCUAAAGAGAGGAACAGACUUCAGAUAGACGGCCCUUAUAAUGAGAGUUUCAUGGACAAAGUGAAAAACUGUCCCACUGAGGAUGACGGCUCUGUAGAAUAUGCAGCUGGGAAGGUUCAUCAGUAUAGAGUCGCAAUGACCGCCAAAGACUGCUCCAUCAUGAUCACGUUUGCACCUUGUGGGGAAAACGAGGAAAACCAGCCGAAUCUGGACAUCCAACCGGCGAAGCCUCGUUUUACGUAUUCGGUCUCCAUCUUGGAUCUGGACCCCAAGCCAUACGAAGGCAUUCCUCACCAGUACAAGCUGGACACCAAAAUCGUCAACUACUAUUUGCGGAGCACACAGGCUCCACCCUCCCCCAGCCUGUAUAAAGAGAGGAAGGAGUGCACGCUGCUUUUCCACGCUGUAUGAUACACCUCCGAGAUUGCUGCUUUUCAUCCAAGCGUCGGAAAUGUGAAAAGUGAAGUUUAGGUUGAAAAAGAGAUACUGUUUUGGUUGUAUUAGUUGUUUGCCCUCCCUUCGUUUACGGCUCCUGCUUUGUUGUACUGUGACGUUGGCGGCGACAACGGCGUUCAUGGCUGUUGCCGGGGUGACCUGAUGUUUUUCAUUUUGUAGGGGAUGUUCCCACUGGGGCUGGUCUCCUAAAGCACAAAACACCUGAAAGAGCCGGUCAUUGACUGUAAUAGGUAGGACAGCGUGUGUUUGUGCAGUGCUGUUGGUGUUUCUUGCACAUACGGCAGCACUACUGUGGUAUCCAAGUGACAAAAGUGGCUUACAACAAUUUUUCCUUAAUUCAUUUUUUACAGUGCAUCCGCUUGGCCGUGUCGUCAGCCACUGUACAGGGAGUUUGGAAACCGAACAGUUCACCCAGAAAUCAAUAUUCUGUCAUCAUUUACUCCAUCUUCAUGUCAUUCCAAAUCCAUUUGGCUUUUUCUUCUUUUGGCGCAUUCUUGAAUGAAUCGUAUAAAAUGGCCAAAAUGAUUCGUUCACAAAUAAGGUUAAUCGGUUUAACUUACUGACUCCAUUAUCUGGUUGGAACGGUUAAUAGCCCACAAGAAAUUUCAGUGAGUUCCUUGCCUAAAAUUAUCGGAUGACUCCAACAGAUUUGGAAUAUAAAGGACGAGACAUUUGGACCACUUUAAUGAUACAUAAUGGUGCUAUUUUUGUCAUUUUGUAGCUUGAUAGCCUCGGUCGCCAUUUACUUUCAGUUGCCAAAAUUGUACCUUUUGUGCUGUGAGUAAAUAAUCAAUUGAUUUACUUAUUUUUUUGGGUGAACUAUCCAUUUAAAUUAGGCCACGUCCAAACUAACGUCAUCGUUUUCAAACGAUGCGUUUAUGGCGUGCAUUUUUGGUGAAGGAAAACUUCCCGAGUGGUUGACGAGAGGCGCUAACGUAGCGAAUUUGAUGCGUUUUCAAACUAAAACGAAAUAGUUGGAAGUGGUCUUCCACUUCUGCUCUGUUACAAGCCUAAAGCUUUGAAACGACUGUCCUGGGCGAGUUACACUGAUAAGCACAGACCUGUUGCAUGUUAGUGAACGUGGUUAUGCUAACACUCACUACCCAUAAGAUUAGAUUUUAUACCUUCGGUUAUAAAGCUGUCUAACAAUGUUAUUAGCUAAUGGGGUAUUACUGUAACGUGCGCUUGGCUGGCAUAGGUGUUUCCGCCAAAUACAAAUCGAAGUGUCUUAUUGAAGCCAGUCCAUCAUUACAACAGCUGAGUUUUAUCCCAUGUGAUGGUUCACAAAGACAUUUUUGAUUUGUUACAUUUCAGAUUUGUUAUCCAGCACAUUUUCAAUAGUGAAAACUGCCUUUUCAGUGCAGCACUAUAUUGCGAUGGCACUGCUGAUUUAACUUAACUUUAACUGUUUUGCAUGACACAGAUUCCAUCGCCAGCGUCCAAGUUUGGCACCUUCGACCGAAACGCAACCACAGCGGGACGGUUCACACCUAUUUUAAUGUGCAACUUUAACACUAAAGAUGGCACCUCGCGGUCGCCAUUCACCGUCAUGGGGAAUAUUACUGUUACAAAAUACUGUGGUGUAAGCUCCAUUCAAUUGAAUCCGAGUCUGCCGAUUGGAUGGUCUCAUGCUUCCGUUGACCUCUUUUAAGGGAAUAGUUCAUGUAAAAACGAUGAUUUUCUCAUUAGUUACUCAUCCUCAUGUCAGAUGUUUUGAAGAAUGAUCAUUUUAGCUUACAAGUCCUAUGAACUGCUUAACUUUUUUAAAUCUGCUGAAAAUAUAACAGCACAUUGCUUAGUAGCAACAUGAAGGGGGAUAAUAUUGAGGCGAUUUUCAUUUUUAGUUGAGCUAUUCCUUUAAAUUGUUGCCGACAGCAUUGGCGCGCUCAACUAAGAAACGUCAAUGCGGUUACCAUCAGGCGAAUAGUGUUUUACAUGUAUGAAUAUUCAAUAUUGCCAAACUGUGUUCACACUUCCCAUUUGUCUUAAUGUGAUUUCGAACUGGUGUCAAGGAAAGAACUGUUCGCCUAUUCUCGAGCGUAAACGCUUUCGUUGUUUCAACGAAUGCGUUUAUCUGACCGUCGCUCAGUUUUGAAGUGUUACCCUGCUGUAUUAUGAAAGCGCACAACAAAAUGUAAUCAUCUUAAUCAGUAUUUGUGUCUUGUAUGCCUGUAGAAAUAUCAAAACGUUGAUAAAACGAUGAAUUUACUCAAGAAGCAAAAUUUCAUUCGUUUUCGUCAAUUUGCCAAUGUGGUUAAAAGAGUUCAAUUUAAGAUUUAUUAUCUAACAAUUUUGCUUCUUAGAUAAAUGUAUCUUGUUUUAAAGGACGUUCAGAUAUUUUAACCCCCCCCUCCCCAUCAAAAUACAGGUUAAGAAGUUAGUUUUGGCCAUGUGCAUUUUCUCCACACCAACGUUUUCAACUUAAGAAAAUAAGCAACUCUGGCUACAUAUUUUUGACUUGACCUUUGUUUUAAAACGUCUUUCCCUCUUAUGUACCGAUACGACACCAGAUAAGUUAUUAAUCUGAGGGGGCGACAUUGUGUUACUCUGACUAACUAAAGAUCUAUAAUCACGAUCUUGUUAGAAACGGACAUUAAUUCUCUUAUUAAACAAGGAAAAUCUAAUGUUAACUAUUUGAAAAUGCAAAGUGCAUUUUGCUGUCAGACAUUUUGUAUUUUAAAUUAUUUAUUUUUUUAGCUCUUGUCUAAUGAUGUAUAUUUCCACAACGUGUGGGCAAAUGAUUGACAUGUGCAGGUGGCAAAAAUAUGUAGUUCUUAACAGGUGAUUGAACAGGUGUUUAUAUGAAAUAAAAUGAUUAGAUAUGAAACUUGUGUGGCGUUGAUUUGGGUUUUAUGACUUCUUACAGACACACAGUUCUUAUCAAGCCUUCGAAUGACGCCGAUAGCCGUUUUCCCUCACUUUAUUUGUGUCCAUCUCUCGAGCUGUUCAAAUGUAAUCAAUGUAUAUAUUUGAGUUAAGCGACUGUUUUACUACUAUCAGUCUUCCAGAAUGUUGUCAUUGAGAUCCUAAUAAACAUACAGUCAUUUGACUUGAUUUACAUUUCAUUCCUGCUAAUAAUACUGUCAUUAUCAUUGCCGUUUAUUUAACUUUUGCUCUGAGCUGAUGCUACCUACCCAGGAAGUUUAGGACUUUUAGGAUCAUGAGUUCCGACCUACUUCCCUCUGGAAGGCUCGCCUCGUCUGGACACUUCUCCUGCCAAACAAACCCCUCGUAUUAAAAGGAUUGACGUUCAUUACAUCUUGACCAGCAACAACAUGCUUCCAAUACAAGGGAUGAUCGUGAAACAAACCAGCUGCCGUAUGAGCAUCAUGGGUUUAGAUUUCAGGGAUGAUGUAAUUGUUAGUGGAAUUACAUAACAAUGGCAAUAUUACCUUGAGUCAUAGUCUAAGACUUCCUGAAAUUAUGUAUUUGUUUAAAAGAGGGUCUUCCCUGUGCACUGUGUAUGCCGGAUGAAAUGUUGCAGUCUUAAUAUUCCAGUCUUUAGGGCUUUGAACCGCAGAAGAGAAACGGAUUAAACAGAUCCAUUUAAUUAUAAGAGGGGUAAAAACUUGACGUCUUUUGUAGAAACCACUAAGUAAUACAGUUAGAGUUUUAGUGUUAGACUGCAAUAAUACUUGAUAUACAACAUCCAAUAUACAGAGGCAAG
Xyrauchen texanus (razorback sucker) is the source of this 5248-nucleotide messenger RNA. Its product is annotated as inositol-pentakisphosphate 2-kinase. Lineage: Eukaryota; Metazoa; Chordata; Actinopteri; Cypriniformes; Catostomidae. The record is from RefSeq and is a predicted model, not a curated record. Gene Ontology annotation, biological process: inositol phosphate biosynthetic process. The transcript is spliced from 13 exons. Gene Ontology annotation, cellular component: nucleus. Bases 76 to 1536 code for a protein of 486 amino acids. Gene Ontology annotation, molecular function: ATP binding; inositol-1,3,4,5,6-pentakisphosphate 2-kinase activity.